Molecule: messenger RNA, 432 nt
Organism: Macadamia integrifolia
Lineage: Eukaryota; Viridiplantae; Streptophyta; Magnoliopsida; Proteales; Proteaceae
Product: peptidyl-tRNA hydrolase, mitochondrial-like
Exons: 7
Molecular function (GO): peptidyl-tRNA hydrolase activity
Source: RefSeq, a predicted model, not a curated record
AUGCUUGGAAGGUUUUCAAGGUGUUGGUUUUGCAUUGCUUCUCCUCGACCUUGGCUCUUUAUUGGCCUAGGCAACCCUGGUGAGAAAUAUCAAGGAACAAGGCACAAUGUAGGCUUUGAGAUAAUCGAUGCGUUCGCCGAAUCACAAGGUAUUUCAAUGGAUAAGGUUCAGUGCAAAGCCCUCUUUGGACAAGGUUUCAUUGGCGAUGUGCCGGUUCUCCUUGUGAAGCCACAGACAUAUAUGAACUUGAGUGGGGAAUCCACUGGACCACUUGCAGCAUAUUUUAAGCUACCAAUGAAUCGUGUGCUGGUGUUUUUUGAUGACAUGGAUUUGCCUUGUGGAGUGCUUUGUCUACAACCCAAAGGAGGAUAUGGAAGUCAUAAUGGAUUUUCUGCUUUUCACUCACUUAGUGGGUUGUUUAUUUUCAGUUAU